GACGUAAAGUUUCAAGAAAAAACCAUGUGACCCACUUUUCCUUCCUCUCCCCUACACCAAACGCUGAACUCCAGUCAAGUUACAUUAACAUCAGCGCCCCCAACGGCAAAUAUUAUAAAUACAGUGGAAGUGUUGUGAAUGUGAUGCAUUCUCUACUAUCGAUAAUGCUGAUUUUUCAUCAAUAAUGAGCUUUUCCAAUGAAAAUUAAGCUAGACGGUUAUGUAAAUAAGAGCGAAGAAGUGUAGCGAGUUGCCGAAAGCCGGCUUUAGUGCUGAAAAGUGGCCGAAUUUUCCUCCGAGCCCGCAAUGAACCGCUUUCCACGGCUGUAAAACGCGCAUUUCCCUUCCAUUGUGCAUCGAGUUCAAGUCGUUUGUAACCAAACAAUACCAACUGUGCAUUUGCUAGAUCACUAUAACCCACGACAAUGUCCGAAAGCGAGCAGCUCGACCUUGCGCCGCCCCCGCCGCCGCCGCCGGAAGCCGAACCGCCCGCUCCACCUCCCGAGGAGCCCCAGAACGGCGACGACAAGCCCCCAACGCCGCCCGAGGAGCCCCCACCGCCAAGUGAGUCCCCUGACGACACCAGCACCCCCAAAACCAGCCGCGAGCUCAAAUCCAUUCUCGCUUUGUCUAAAGAGGCGAAGCUAGACACCAAUCUGUCAACAAACAGACGCAAAACGCUAGACAAAGUCAAGGGCACGCCGAAAAAAUCACCCAAAAUGACGAGUUUUCCUGUUACAGCCGAGAGCGAGCUGGAAAAUUACGACGUGAAAAUCGACGAGAAAAAAGCGAAGAAACGAAAAUCGAGCUUCGGAGGCGAAAGCGGGGCAGAGGGCGCCACCGCCGAUGAGGCAAGGAGGGGGCUGCAGUUUUAUAACAACGAUUUUAUCAUGGCAAGGAAGCCCAACAAAGACAUCUUUUGCUGGCGCUGUCACCACGAUGGCGUCCAAGUGGCAUGCGAGACGUGCCCCAGGGCGUACCAUCUUAGGUGUCUCAAACAGACAAUCACAGAUUUGGAGCACUGGCCAUGUCCCGAAUGUGUUGCGAUACUUAAAGCUGAAAAUACACAAACCAGGUCGAAAGCUAUGAAAGGAAUGUCUCUCGAACACCUAUGUAAUUUGCUCAAAUUUGCUGUGAAGAGGAUGAUACAAUGCAAUGGGUCUGAACCGUUUAUUCAUCCUGUCGACGAAAAACAGUUUCCUGAGUAUAGAAAUUACAUUGUCCAACCCAUGACUUUGACCAUGUUGGAGAAGAAUAUUAAGGAUAAUGCGUAUGGAAGCACGCAAGCUUUCGAGUCAGAUGCUAAGUGGAUUUUACAUAACAGUAUCAUCUUCAAUUCAUCCUUUCCAGAUCAAUCCAAGCUCACAACCGCUGCCAAAACAAUCGUCAAAAUUUGCAAACAAGAAAUGGCCGAAAUCGAAAAUUGUUCCUCCUGUUACCUAAACGCCAACACGAAAAAACACACCUGGUUUGUGGAAGUCUGUCCUAAGCCCCAUCUUCUCGUUUGGGCGAAACUCAAAGGAUUCCCUUAUUGGCCUGCUAAAGUCAUGUCGAUUAACUCAGCCGGUAUGGCAGACGUUCGAUUUUUCGGCGCCCAUGACAAAGCCUGGGUCAGUGUUAAAGACUGCUACUUGUAUUCUGUCAAAGAUCCCAAUUCGGGUAAACAAAAACGAAACGAUAUCAUCGAAUGCGUCAAAGAACUUGAGUUGUACGUGGAUAAUUUGCGAGAGAUUUACGGACGAGUGAAUUUCGCACCGUUUAAAACGCCACUUGAGGCUGACACACAGAUGAGACAGUUGCAAGUGUUUUUGCCGAAUUAUAAAACUGACGGAAAGGAAAUUGUGAAAAAGGCGAAAAUCGAAAAGACUAAGGAAAGUGUAGGUGGUUCUGAAGGGGGUCACAGUGAGGAGAGUAGCGAAGAAGAGGAGAAUGAAGAAGAAGAAGACGAGGAAGAUAAUAAGGCGAAAAGUUCGAAUGGGGAUAAGCAGAAAGAGGCGUCCAUGACGAGAAUCGACUAUUGUGAAAGUCCCCCAGAAAAACCCAAACUGGUGGCAAAGCCAAUUAAAACCAUAAUCAUAAGAAAACGUUACUCAAUCGAUAAUCAUCAGGAAAACUCUGCGAAAAUUGCACGAAAAGAGCUGAAUAAAACCGAAACCACUCGAUUGUCUUUAGAUAAUCAUGUUAAACAAAAUUCAACGCCUGAAAAGACAAAUAGUGUUCACCAGGAAGACGAAAAUACUUCGGGUCAAAUCAAAUUGCGGAUAAGUGACGAGCUUAUCAAAAAAUUGGGUGAUUUGGACGAAGACGGCAAUGAAACGAAGAACGAAAAUGAACCCGAGAAAAAGGAAAAUGAAGAAAAGACAAAUGAAUGUGAUGAUAAAAUUGAGGACGAAAAAUCCGAAAUAGAGAUGAAGGAUAAGUCUGAAGAAGAGAAAAUCGAAGAUAAAACGCCGGAAAAAACAGAUAAAUCUGAUGACUUGAAAGUAGUUGAAGAAAAAAAAUCAGAAGAUGUUAAAGAACCAGAUGUAACAAUGGAUUCAAGUAUACGUAAAGAUGAUACUUCAAAGCAAGACGAAAGUAAGAAACGUAAACAUGAAGAAACUAAAAGUAAGGAAGAUGAACCAGAAGAUGAUGCGAGUAUUUUUCCGCCAAAUAAGAUGGUAAAACUUGUACCUAUCGAAAAUAUUUUGCAAAAAAAGGACAUAGUCGAACCUCCGUCAAAUAAACAAGAACAAUUGAUACUUUUGAAAGAAAUACGAGUCGUUAAAGACGGUAAAGAAACUAAAGCCAAGAACCCAAAACCCGAAUCAGACGAUAAAACAUCAAAAGAGCCUCCAAUAAAAAUCAAAAGCGAAAUAGAAUCAGACGACGACAGCGACGUCCAAUACAUGGAAGCGAAACGUCAAUACUUGUCCGCUUUGAACAUUUCCGAAAAACAAAAGGUCCCCACCAAACCUAAAGCACACGAAAUCCGGACGAGAUCGAAAACCGAAGAGAAAAAGAGCCGGAAAGAAGAAAACACCAACAAAUCGAACGAAACGUCCAAAGAAAUCUACAUAAAGUCACUGUCGAAAAUGCAAACACCCAAACACAAAGCACGAAAGUCGUUCCCGACCCCGAACUACGCCAAAAAAACAAUCGUGGCGCGAAAAAUCGUCCCGAAAACGACCCUCGACGACGAAUUAACCAUAGUCAACGCCACAACGUUGCAACCCACCGGAAACGUGAUGAUUUUACCGAAAUUGCAUUACACUAAACCUAUAACUAGAGACUUGAGUAGUCCGCCGAUGUUGACGAUGUUGCCACGUCCGCAGGUCGAUGCCCAUAAUACACAGGCGAAAAAAGCGGUCGAGGGGUCGCAGAAUUACAUCCCUCAGAACGAAGAGGAAGCUAGGAGUGGUGGCUUGAUGUUGAAUAAUUUGUUAACAAGUCAACCGCCGCCACCGCCGGUUAUUGAUGUUGAUAACCAGUCGAAUUCGUUGGAUUCUGAGUUGGGGGCGUUGAAGGAGAUUCUCCCUGAGAAUGUGUCGAAAGGUGUGAGUGAAAUUCUGUGCCAACCGCCACCGAAAUUAAAACCGAAACCUUUGGGGGUGUUGAAUAGUGUGGUGGAGACAGGUGUGCCUAGUACGGCUGGACCGGUGGCGUCAAGGAUCAAUUCGAUGGCUCAAAAGCUUACUGAUUACUUUCGGGGAUUGUUGGUUGAGACGAUUGGUGAUCUGGGCAAGAGUAAUAAUCCGGAAGCGACGAUAAGUACCUUGAAGUAUGAAAUUGAGGAGUUAAACCAUAAACACAGUAUUGAAUUGUCUGAGAUCAGGAGAAACGUAUCGAUUGUGUUGAAGGAUAUCCAGAAAAGCGUAGUGGAAGAGAGGGAGCGGAUUAUCAACGAGACAAAGGCGAAUUGUGAGAUGGAAAUGAUGAAGAGAGUGGAAGAAGCCAAAUCGAAACAGUGGUGUGCCAAUUGCUCAAAAGAAGCCCAGUUCUACUGCUGCUGGAACACCAGCUACUGUGAUUACCCAUGCCAACAGAAGCACUGGCUGAAACACAUGAGUAAAUGUACUCAAAACGUUGGCCAAAAUCAGACAUCAACAACACCCGUCCGGCAGACAUCCCAACAACUUGUAUUAACGCCGACGGCGGCGCCGAAAUUCGGGGCUUUAUUCGCCAAACCGCAGAAAGUUUACCUUAAAAGGACAAAUGCACCGUUUAAGCAAACACCUGGAAGCCACAUAACUCUCGUCGAGUCCACCCCAGGAAACUUCGAACUGUUGGGAAGCGGCCCCAUAGCUGUCAACGGCAAAAUCCUAGCGAGCACAUCAGUGAUUGAAAAAAUCAAGAGUGGUAAUAUAGUGACAGUUACGGCGCCCUCUGGACCCACAAACACACAGUUAACGAGUGCGAAUCAAAAAGUAAAUACGGUUGCGAAAAGUACUGCCAGUUCUUCAGAUAGUGAACAUUGAAUUAUGUGUGAUUGAACUAAGACUGCCAAAUGGUUUUUUCACGUUCGUGUUUCUAAGAUCUGAUAUUACAAAGUUGUUUGUAGUUCGUCAUAGAACUUAUGGUGUAAAAACAAUUAUUUAGUUAUAUGUUAACUCUUUUUAUAACAUGAGUACACGGUUACUAUCACUUUUUUUAUUUAGUGUAUUAUGUAUGUGAAGUUAAAUAAAACAGCUUUAUAUUUUGAAUUGAGAUACAUUACGGUAGAACCCAUGUACUCUUGCUACGAGUUGUCCAGCUGAUCUUACAUUUUUCGGAGUACUGAAUGUUUUCAACUCAAUCACAUCCUACAUCAAUUGCCGACUAAAUGCAAAAUUCACUCUGACAAUGAGUUAGUUAUAACAUUUGAAGGGCAUUUUUCUUUAUCUGGCUUUAUUAUAACUGUAAAUAUUUAAUGCCAUAUUAUGCUGUGCAAAUCAUAAUUCACGGAUAAAAAGGAAUUUUAGAUUUACAAAAAGCAAAGAGAGAGUUUUGCAUCUGAUUUAUGUAAAUAAUUGUAAUGAUCUAAAUACUUAUUUAAUUAAAGCAAACCGAAAUUAAUUAAAACAAUUAAAAAAUGAUUAAGCAGCAGAUAGGGAAAAUGUUGAAACAAAUUUUCACAUGAUGUCAUCCUACUGUUUUAAGUGACAAACCAAAAAGUGGGUUUUGCGCUAAACUCAAAACUUUUAUACAGUGUGAUUCUUAAGGCCCGUCCGGAGCAAGCUCGACCUUCAGAAUUUUACGACACUGGUUCAACUGUCAAGUUGGAAUCGGCAGCAAUCUUAAAAGGCACCCUAUUACGAGCGCAUAAUUUACAACACCCUAACCGCUGGUACCAUUUAUUCAGAAUUUUACGUAGGCGACUGACUUGCCGCAUUUUCAACUCUCAAACGUAAUUUUUUAAGUUUGUAACCAAUCGUGUAUUAGCAAUAUUAUCUUGUAGUUCUAUUAUUUAUAAUAGGUACUCAUUGCAAUUUUAAUUUAGUUUAAAACUAAACGAACAACACUCUAAAACUAAUUAAAAAAUAUAGACAGAAGAAAAAUAAAACUCCGAAACUCGAAAUGUCAGAGAAAUCUACGGAACAAUGUUUCGAAGGCAAAUGAUUUUCACUCACUUGUACUUGCAUUUAUAUGAAAAGGGUUGUUGAGUGUAUUUGCUUGACCCAUAUAACAGACCAAACCAAUAUUAAUUUCCCAAAAAUAGGAGUUUAGGAAGUUUACCAAAAUCAGUUCUUUACUGAAAACUUGAUAAAAUGCUCUAAAAACGUAAAAGUAACAAAAUUUCCAAUUUUUCUCACUUAUCAUAAAACGUGGUAAAUUUAACUAAAUAGAUCAAAGUGACAUCAUAUUUAAAAAAAAUACAAAAUACAUCAAUUCUCAGCUUAAAAUAAUAUAAUUUUCCACGUAAUUAGGUCGCGGUAUCAUGGAAGCGAUGUACUUUUCUAAUUGUGCCGCCUAAGUUUUGAACCCAAGGGCUGCCAGUGACUCUUGUGCGUCCAGGUACACAAAUUCGAGACAAUUAAUCGUUUUUCCUAGAAAAGAGGUGACAAAAACGUUUUUACAGGAAACUCGCUGGAUUAUAUACCUGGUUUGUUACUCCGUUCCCCAAAUAUUUAAAUAUUUAUUUAUCACCGGAGUAAUUAAUGACUGACCAAUAUUAUUUCAAAUGCAUUCUCAUCAAUAAAAUUUCGUCCUUCGUACCAGAAAUAAAAGCAAAACAUUUAUUUAUGUACCUUGUAUUUUUAAGGAAAUCACAAUUCUCAUUUAUUCAAAAGAAUGUUUAUCCCAAAGAAAUUUUAAAAUAUCUUAAAUCUUCUCUUAUAAAUCUAGCCAUGUAUUAGACAUCUGUUUGCAUCGUCAGGGGUGAUCAUAAAUUAUGUUUGAAGUCCGGGUCUAAUUGUUUGCGGUUACUUUUUAUGGGAGAGUUGUAAAUUAUCUAUUGCUCACUCGAUUUUAGAUUGCAAAUAAGGCUACCUCUGUGGAGGUGUUAUUUACAAACAUUUUUUCAUCGGACUUAUUAUCGGGAUAAACAACAAGAAAUUUAUUGGCCAUUUAAAAAAUUCGAAAAAACCUCUUAAAAUGCGUUUUCUAGAAAUCUUUAACUUAAGUCAAAUUUUCUCUACCUUUAUUAGAGUUUGUAGGUGACCUAUCACCUAUCUAAAAUGGCCGAUAAACAGGAAAAAAUAAUCUCUUUUACAUGAUACCAAGUUUAUGAAAAUAUGUUUGAUAGUUUUUGAGGUACAGCGGUAGUCAUUUACAUUGGAACUCCCAUAAGAGAUUUCACUCCGGACGGCUCUUAAAUAGGCCGAGAAACUUCUAUUACUAUUUUCGUAAUAAAAAUAUUUAAAUUUAUGUUGGAGAUCAAACAUACGCCACUGAUAUGCUCCUAAGUAGUAUAAGCACAGUUAGUAGAAAGCAAGAUAUUCAUUUGAUAACAAUAUACUUGACCAAGGCAACAAUGAUCACUAUGUAUUACCGACAAUUAUGAUAAAAACGAGCACAUUUUGUUCUAAUACAAUUAAUUGAAACUCAGGAGCGCCGUAAGUGGCACGGAUUAAAGGGAUUUCUACCCCUACGAAAUGAAAGCGCUAAUGUGCUGCAGAUCGUCUCUACUUAUCCUUGGAAAGUUGUGAUGAAAUUGUGUCGGUCUAUUUAAAAAUUAGCCUGUAUAGUUUUAUUCUAUUAAAAAAUGAAUUUUAUAAAAAAACAAAGAAUCAUGAAAUUACUGUUCAAAUUCUAAAUAUUAAACCGCGGGUAAGCCAUUUUUCGAAUUUUUGGCAAGGAGUGAGUUUUGCAUUUAGCCUGCUCACAUUAAAAAAACAUUUUUUUGUUUUUUUAUUCUAAAGAACAACAGCGUCAUUACCGGUAUUAUCUGGCGCAAAAUCUUCAAGAACAAUAAUAAAAAAUUUGCUUAUCGUUAUCAAUAACAAUCCGUUUGCGUUAAUGUUACACAUUUAUUUUCAAUUUUGGAUAACGUCUUCUAAAAGUUUUUUCGUGUUCUGUUCAGGUGGCAAGAAACAAUACAAUCAACUUAUCGUUUAUUUUUAAUUAUUAUAAAGGUCAACAAUGCACUCGAGCUACAUAUAAUAACAAAUAUCCCAACAAAAAUAUUUAGCCCUUUAAUUGAAAAGUCACUCCGUUUGUAGAUAGCGCAUAGGUUUGCAGUAUAUUAUAAGAACUUUCAUUUUUGAAAUUCAUUUGUUGCUUUAAACAUGAAACGUUUCGCAAUUUUGGCGGUGUGUGUCCUUUUUGGACUUGCUGCAGCUGAGAGUGAAGUUGAAGCUUUAAUUUUGAUUUUUCAUAUUUAAAUUUUUAGUGGAAAUGCGAGUGUGGCAAAUUUUGAGCUCACGGGUUUGCAGGGCUUUCAAGUGCCUUAUCUGCACCUUGCAGUGGUAGGAAUGCAACUCAAUUUUACUUUUGUUCUACCUUCUAUCAAUCUGUUUACGGACUACAAGGGUGACCUUCUUGUCGCAAAUUUGGUCCCGUUUUACGGAGCUGGCAAAGCCAAUGUUCACAUUUUGAACGCUGAAAUUCAAGGAAGUGCACAAACCGAUCUUAGUAAUGGAAUUUCGCUCAAAAAUCUCCGCAUUCAACUUUACGUCGAGUCGGCAACUUUUGACAUUCAUGGAGCUCUAAACAACGAAGACUUCAGCCAAAUUUUGAGCGCUCUUUUGAAUGACUUGGUGCCUUCGUUUAUUGAUAAUCACCAACAAGUUAUUUCUGAUAUUCUUAGUCCCAUCAUAGAAGGGCUUAUCAACGCUAUUUUGAAUGGAGGUGGUUCAUCGACACCUGGGCCAACCACCACCCCAUAAAAGAAUUUGCUACUGCUGAAAUACAUAUUUUUAACUUGGAUUUUUGUUUAUUAAAAUCGAAAAAAGUAAA
Messenger RNA from Tribolium castaneum (red flour beetle), 8354 nucleotides. It is a transcript of the gene Zmynd8, whose product is annotated as Zinc finger MYND-type containing 8. Gene Ontology annotation, molecular function: protein binding; transcription corepressor activity. Gene Ontology annotation, biological process: regulation of DNA-templated transcription. The transcript has 14 exons. Gene Ontology annotation, cellular component: cytoplasm; nucleus. NCBI's taxonomy places the organism in Eukaryota, Metazoa, Arthropoda, Insecta, Coleoptera, Tenebrionidae. The record is from RefSeq and is a predicted model, not a curated record. Bases 425 to 4456 code for a protein of 1343 amino acids.